This is a messenger RNA of Marchantia polymorpha subsp. ruderalis, 2147 nucleotides long. Lineage: Eukaryota; Viridiplantae; Streptophyta; Marchantiopsida; Marchantiales; Marchantiaceae. The record is from the annotation of a GenBank genome assembly.
GCGGUCGGGCAAUGGAAGCAGGCAGGCCCGAUGGCGAUGGCGAUGGCGAUUUCCUCGCCCGCAUUCGGCUGCCCCGCCGUGCAGGGACAGGGACGGAUGGGCCAGCCCGCGGUCGCUUAUAUUGAUCUCGUCGCGGCCGAGAAGAUUCGGCCUCUCGGCUGCCUCUCUGCGCUCGAUUCGUUCGUGAAGUGUCCGAUUGUGAAUGUCAGUAGAGCAGCUUGCACCUUCAAAGCUGGAUGAAUAAAGAAUUAUCGACGAGAAUGACGAGAGCGAAGGCGAGAAUGAGUUUGCGUAUGCACUCUGUCGGAAUUUUCGCCCGCUGAUGUCGAGGGUAUUUUGAGUCGAGUAGUAUCGGUAUGGGUUUAAAUAGACAUGCCAGGGUUUUGGAUCUGAUUCCUUAAAGCGGAGCUCGUGCCCGUACGUCGUUGGCAGCGUUGCGCCGGGCUCUGUAAAUCCACUCGCUCGGGAGACAGGUGACAGCGAAUUGUAGUCGAUCGGGAUCGCCCGCCGUCCCUGCCCCUCUUAGGGUUUGUUGAUUCAAGCGACUUAAGAUGGAGAACGACACCGAUGGCAUGAUAAUGAUGAAAGAACCGAUUGCGAGAUUGCAAAAUGUCGAAGAUGCUGCAGUUCAAGCGAUGGACUUGGGUGACCUCGAUCGCUGUCUGUUCUUGCGCAUGCAGGCUUUGGCACUGGCAAAACUCUGCAGGGACGACCCCACGGUUCAAGACAAAGAAAUAAUAUUGGCCAAGGCACACCUGCAGCUCAGUGCCACGUACUUGGAAAUGGAUGGAUAUUUACUAUCUUCUGAGGCCUAUUGGGUGCAGGGGUACGGAGAUCAGGCAUACUGGCAUGCGUCAAGGGCCAUGGAGGCGGGUGAUCCUAGAAGAGGUUCACAAGGAGAGCCCAUCAACAGCUCCCUUCUCGUAGCCGUUCUGCUUGCUCUUGCCAGAUCCAUGCUGAUGAGAGCGGACACAAGAUGUGAGAGCUACUUGAGGAGAGCCCUCCAAAUAAACACAGAAAUCACAGACGACAAUGACCCCAGUAAUGCCCCCAUCCAUGAGGCUAUUGGAGAUCUGUUCGUCUUUGCCAAAGACAGUGGAGUACCCAUGAUCGAGAAUGACACCAAAAGGAGCCACAAAAAAAGGGCCAAGUCUCCCAAGUCACCCUCUAGCCCUGGGGCCAUUGGGGCUCCGGACGAAGUCCAGCAGGACUUUUAUGACAGAGGAAUGGCCAGUUAUGAUAAGGCAUGGGAUCUGAUUAACAACUCAGUUGGUGGAAAGAUUAAAAAAAGCGGAAAGAAGUCCACCAAGCACCCUUCUCUGGCCCAAAUAUACAGCAAGAUCGCAAAGACGAAAGUCAAACAAGGUAAAGACGAAGAGGCAGCCGACAUGUUCGAGAGAGCUAUAGCGUCACACGGGCUGGCUACUGUCCCAAACAUCUGUGCGGUGGCCCACUUGAAUUUUGAGCUAGGUUGUGUGUAUCACAGACUUCAGAAAUACGACGAGUCCCUUUCAGCCCUGGAAAAAUCUAAUAAAUUCUGCGAGCAACAACGCGAUCUUGGCAGGACCGAUCCACUUUCACUCAUGAUAAUGAAGGAAAAAGGAUGUUGUAUGUAUGAUCGUGCUGAAUAUGAAUCAGCUAAAAGCACAUUUGAGGAGCUGCUCCAGUUUCAGCGAAAAGAAUAUGGUGGAGGCAGCAUAAUGGUUGCUGAGACCCUCAAGUAUCUGGGAGACUGCUCCGUCGGCUUGCAGAACAUGGAAGAGGCAACCCACAGAUACACGCGGGCUGUUCGCAUAAUGAAAAGGAAAUACGGUAUUCAUGAUCCUAAUGUAAGGGAGUUAGUUGCUUAUAUCCGCGAGCUUAAUCUCCAGGAGGAGUAUGAGCGACAAAUUGGUGAAGAGAAAUGCAUGAAAAACCAGGAAAUCAGACAACCAGAAACUCCUAUGAAUCGUCUAGACCAGCUACACGAUAUCCCAGAAAGCCCAGACGUCAGAAAACUACACCAGACUCGAAAGAGUGUAGCCUUUUGGAUUGAAGACAAUGCAGCUUGAGAGGUCCAAGGUUGCGUAUAGGUAAAAGCAUAAUGCUCACAUAAUGCUUGCAUGAUUGUUGCUUGCACGACUGGAGAGAUACAGUCGUCGCCUUUG